AUGAAAUAUAUUAUUAGUUCUUCGUUGAAUCAACCUGUUAAUGGCAUCCAAAUUAUCAGCAUGUCAAAAUUCUCAUUCAAUGUAAGUGUAUUAUAAAAGGAAUUCUUAAAUGUGGAUCAUGUAAGUUUAAAGCUGCGAUUUAAUUGUUUGUUGGUUUCCAUUAUUUAUAUAUAUUUUAAAUUUAAUAUGCAAUAAUCGACAUAAUAAUAAUAGAGAUAAGAUACGGUUGUGCUCAAAGAAAGAGAAGAAAGACGAUUUGAAGAGUUUUUUAAUAAAUUUUCUAGGAAUGGAACUUCUGUGAAUUUUGCCGAUAUUCUAAUGUUUGCUCUUGAUCGUAGUCUGGUUACGAAUGGUAACAAUUUUAGCAUGUUUCUGACUCAUUUUGAUGAUGCAUUGGGUGAUGUAAAAGGGGAAAGAGCACUGACUAAGCCUUAAUUUUAUUUCUUUCUCAAGUAACUGGCAAAGAAAAUAUUUCACAAUGACCCUCUUCACUUAGAGAAGAUGCUAAAUGAGAUAUUGUCUGAGAAGAGUGCAGUUAGAGAUCAUAAUGUAGAGCCAAAUCGAAUAAUUGUGCUUGAUGAAACUAAUAAAAGAUUGUUGGCUGAGACGUCCAUCUAGGCUAUAUCACUCUAUGAAAGGGAAUUAAAGAAUAUAUUUACAAUUUACAUGCACGACAAUUUGUCCAAAGGGUAUAUAAUGUUAAGAUGGAAGGAGAUUUGGGUUUAGAACAAAAAGAUGAACAUGGUAUCAUUAGUUAGAUUUUUACGAGAUGCUGAAAUUGUACCUCACAUUCUCUCUAUUGAAUAAUUGGAGGAAAUUUUAAUGAAGAUUAUUCCGCCUAUUAAUAACAAGGAGUAUGACUUUUUUUAAAAAGGCCAUUUUAUUCAAAUUUAUGAAAAAAAUUUAUCGGAUUGCAACGAUUCGGAUCCCCAAAUCCUGAUUCAUGAACUUCAAUUACUCCUGGCCAGAAUCUCAUUUGAAUUGGGACUCAAAGAAGAAGGAGGAGGAAAUCAAAAUAAUAGAAAGUUGGAUGUUGAAAAAUAUAUAAGAAAGUUUUUUGGUGAGUUGAUGCUCUUUAGAAGGAAUGAGAAUAUAGAGGGUCCACUUCCUAAUUUAAAUAGAAAAUUAAUAAAGAACUUGGAGAAAUUCACUAAACAACUGCUUAAUGAUUUAAGUGAUUUUGAAGAAAAGGAUUCUUCAGAUGAUGAACCAGAUGGAACAGAUGAAUUGUAAAGAAUUGCAGCAUUACAAGGAUCUCUCUUAUUCGAAUAAGGUAUGUAUAUGUAAUUAUCGUAAGUGUCACUCAACAUUCCUGUUGAUUAGGUAAUCAAAAUGUUAGAUAAGGAAUUACCUCCUAUUCCUCCUUUGCCUUAAUAAGAAAAGUAAAUGCAAAAAUGGGAUCCAGAAAAGAGAGUAGUUAUCGGAAAUCCAAAACCUGAGUCUCCUAAAAAUAAGAAUGCCAAACCUAAACCAGCCAAAAAACAGUAGCAAAGAAGAAAAGCUGGAGAACCAGAACCAAGAAAAAUCAUUUUUGAACAAAAAACAGAACCAAAAUAAUCAGAACAAUAUAUUCAAGAAUUAGCUGAUAAGUUGAAAUUCGAAUAAAAAUUGAUCUCAGAUGUUGAACGUGGCUCUUUAUCAGAUGUAUAGGUCGCUCCUGUGCUUAUACCAGAAGUCUUAUAUCCACCUAAUCCUCCUUUAGAUGUAUAAUUUCUAGUUGAAGCUGCCAUCAAUUCUCAUAAUGAAGCUAAUUUUGUGUUUGCAAUACAGAAUUAUGAUGAUGCAAGAGUAAGUUGUAAAUAGAUAUCAUAGAAAAAAUGGAUAGCUUUAACAGGAAGAGAUUUAACUGAUGGAUUAGAAUUGUAUUUUGAAUUUAGUAAGGCCACAGUGUUCGAAUCUGCUGGAAGAGAUGACUUGGCUUUGGUUGCUUAUUUGAAUGCUCGACAAUUUUCAACCAAAUUACCAACAAACAAUCCUGACAAAGCUUUGGCUUAUUGUGGACUUGGUUCGGUGUUCUAUAAUACAGAGGAAUAUGAUUGGGCACUCAGAGCAUUUUUGAAGGUAUUCGUUUUAUUAGAUUAAUUACCAUUAGGCUAGGGAAUACAGAGAAAACAGCAUUGGAGUGGAGACUGUUGAUACUGCUACUGUGUACAAUAAUUUAGGAUGUUGUAUGUACAUGUUAGAACGGAAUAAGGAGGUAAUGGAUUUAUUUUUAUAUCCAUAGUCAUACGGAUAUUUUAAAUUGGCUCAUGCUAUAUUGGAAUCUCAGUUGGGUCAGUUUCAUCCAAGGACUUUGACUGCAGCUAGAAAUAUCAACAAAUCUAAAAAUUGUUGGUUUGAAAAUAAACCAGAAUUUCCGAAAUUAUGGGUUGAGUAUGCACAAGAUCCUUUUGCAGGAGGAAAGAAGAAGAAAAAGAAGAAGGGAAAGAAGUGA
Molecule: messenger RNA, 2434 nt
Organism: Paramecium octaurelia
Lineage: Eukaryota; Ciliophora; Oligohymenophorea; Peniculida; Parameciidae
Source: the annotation of a GenBank genome assembly